Molecule: messenger RNA, 592 nt
Organism: Thrips palmi
Lineage: Eukaryota; Metazoa; Arthropoda; Insecta; Thysanoptera; Thripidae
Product: adult-specific cuticular protein ACP-20-like
Exons: 3
Coding region: 49-453 (134 amino acids)
Cellular component (GO): extracellular matrix
Source: RefSeq, a predicted model, not a curated record
UGCUCUCGGUUCGUGCAGCUCAACCGACUGGAACCCCCUUCGUUCGAGAUGGCGUCCUGCAAGAUCGCGGUGCUCGUCCUGGCCUUCGCGGGAGCGGUGCUGGCCUACCCCGGCGGCCACGCCGAGUCGUACGCCUCAGUCAUCCAGCACUCCGUGCCCAUCGCCAUCCACCACGAGCCCGUCAAGCACGAAGAGCACCACGAGCACAUCAUCCUGGCGCACCCCAAGUACGACUUCAAGUACGGCGUGGAGGACCACCACACCGGCGACCACAAGGACGCCAAGGAGGAGCGCGACGGCGACGUGGUGAAGGGCGAGUACUCCCUGCUGCAGCCCGACGGCAGGAAGCGCAUCGUCCACUACACGUCCAGCAAGCACGGCGGCUUCAACGCCAUCGUGUCCUACAGUGGCCACGCCAUCCACCCCGAGGUGCAUAGCCAUGGCCACUACUAGGCGGUCCAGCAUGCAGCCAACCUCGUCGCCAAAGUCAUCCCCAUCACCAGCAUCUCCAUUCAUCACUCCAUCAUCAUCGUCGUGUAUAUAAAGAAGCUACUGUCGAUAAAUCUAAAUAAAGACUGAUCAAGAAAUGCAA